Musa acuminata subsp. malaccensis (wild Malaysian banana) is the source of this 1860-nucleotide messenger RNA. RefSeq names its product inactive TPR repeat-containing thioredoxin TTL3-like. Gene Ontology annotation, molecular function: protein binding. Gene Ontology annotation, cellular component: cytoplasm. The record is from RefSeq and is a predicted model, not a curated record. NCBI's taxonomy places the organism in Eukaryota, Viridiplantae, Streptophyta, Magnoliopsida, Zingiberales, Musaceae.
CUCUAUGCGAGCUGUUGUCAUGCGCGAAUGCCGGGCUGCCGACCCCACCUCGUCGUAGCCACCGGAGUCCUGCAUCGGAGAAGAUGGAGGUCGAGGACGAGCCAAGGAUCUCCGGCUGCGGCCUCUUCCGCCGCCGGAGGUCCAGGUCCACCAGCUCCAUCCCCCGAAUCGUCCCCGACGCCGCGUCGAGGUUGCAGGACUCCUCGGCCGCUCCGCGCCGGCGCACCGGAUCCGACGUCACCUCGAUCGUCCCCGUCCUUCCCCCGGUUCCCGUCGUGAAGCCCCGGUCCCCGGCCCCAACCGCGCGUGCUGUGGCCAACCCCCGGAUGCCACCGCCGCAGACGACGGCGAGGUCGAACAGUGGAUUAAUGGCGGAGCUCGACGGUAUGCUUUACGACCGCCAUAACGCCAGCGACGGCGGCCACCUCGUCCGGGCUUCGUCCGGCAACGUUAUGGUCUUCGGGAACCUGGGCAACCUCCGUGGCAACGCCAACUUCAAAAAUCCUCCGACCGUGGCCAAGAACACCAAAGGAAGCCUCGGCAAUCCAAUGAGACCGUCGCCGAUUCCGGCAUCGGCACCGGCACCGGCACCGGCACCGGAGCUCUGCCGGGUUCUAUCGAGGAUGCUGGACCCGGAGGAGCUAAAGGAAAUGGGGAACGGGGAGUAUAAGAUGGGGCGGUUCGCGGAGGCGUUGGCAUUGUACGAUCGGGCGAUCGACAUGGAUCCCGGCAAGGCCUCCUAUUACAGCAACAAGGCCGCCGCGCUCACUGCCAUGGGCCGCCUCCUCGAGGCCGUCGUGGAAUGCAAGGAAGCCAUUCGACUCGAUCCCGCUUACCACCGGGCUCAUCACCGCUUGGCUACGCUCCAUCUCAGAUUGGGAGAAGCGGAGAAGGCGAUCCAUCACUUCAAGCAGUCAAGAAACGAGGCUAGCUCGGGCGACAUGGCGAGAGCGCAGGCUCUGCAAUCCCAUCUUUCCCGGUCCAACGAAGCACGCAGGUUGAAGGACUACAUCACCCUGUUGAAGGAAUCACAGGCUGCUGCUUCCUCCGGAGCCGACUUCGCUCCACAGGUCUUCGCACGGCAAGCGGAAGCGCUUCUAAAGCUCAACCGACACGAGGAGGCCGACUCGAUCAUGAGCGCCGCGCCCAAGUUCGGCAUGGAUGAGCACACAAGGUUCUUCGGCACCGUCGCGAAGGCGUACGUCCUCAUGGUCCAAGCGCAGGUCGACAUGGCUGCAGGAAGGUUCAACGACGCGGUGGCGGCGGCCAAGGUGGCUGCUCAGCUCGACCCCGGUAGCCGGGAGAUCGGGGCGGUGGUGCGGCGGACCCGGGCGGUGGCCGCGGCUCGCUCCAGAGGCAAUGAUCUCUUCCGGGCCGCGAAGUUCGCCGAGGCAUGCGUCGCGUAUGGCGACGGCCUGAGCCAGGACUCGCACAACGCUGUUCUCCUCUACAACCGAGCCACCUGUCGUUCCAAGCUUGGGCACUACGAGAAGGCGAUCGAGGACUGCAGCACCGCCCUUGCCGUCCGUCCUUCCUACAGCAAGGCUCGCCUCCGGCGGGCGGACUGCAACGCCAAGUUGGAGAGGUGGGAGGCAUCGGUGAAGGAUUAUGGAGUGCUGAUCCAAGAGAUUCCAGGGGAUGAGGAGGUGAGCAGGGCACUGUUGGAGGCUCAAGCCAAGCUGAAGAAGCAAGAAGAAGGCGAAGAAGAAGACAUGGACGACACAGAUCGGUGCUGAUGGUUUCGACUCUGUCACGUUGUUAUCAGUCGGGAUGACUUGUAUGCUCCUUCCUCUUGGCAAUCAAAUAAAGUUUUGAUGAUGAAUGAUAAUUCUUCAUUGUUGGUGGAAAAAAGCUGGGGGA